This is a messenger RNA of Lycium barbarum (goji berry), 915 nucleotides long. RefSeq lists its product as uncharacterized. The record is from RefSeq and is a predicted model, not a curated record. The transcript is spliced from 2 exons. Lineage: Eukaryota; Viridiplantae; Streptophyta; Magnoliopsida; Solanales; Solanaceae. The coding region runs from base 6 to 806 and encodes 266 amino acids.
GCUGGAUGUAUCCCAAUGAGAGGCGCCUAUGUAAGUUGAAGACGUUCGUUCGUAAUCGAUCUUGUGCAGAAACAUCAAUAGCAGAGGGUUUUUUGGCUGAAGAGUGCUUGACCUUUUGUUCAAGAUACCUACGCGAUGGUGUGAAGACAAGAUUCAGUAGGUACGAGACUGAGGAUGAUGAAUGUGCUCAGAAUUUGUCACCUAUAUUCCCUAAGAUAGGCCAUCCAAUUGGAAUUGAGAAGAAAAAGGAUUCGACUUUUAUGAUGGAUCCACAGUUACGUUAUGAGGCACAUCGAUAUGCUUUAUUCAACACUGGAGAUGAACAAGUUGAAAAGUUUAUCGAGGAACAUAAGAAUGUAAUGAGUAAUCAUACUAGAUCAAACGCAUGGGCAAGAGCAAGGAAUCAUAGUCGGGAAUUCAGCAGUUGGUUUGAAGAGAAAGUUAAAAAUGUUGAAGUACCCGAUUAUCUAAUAUGGCUAUCUAGAAUGCCUAAUGUGGUGGGCAAGAGAUACACUGCAUAUUUCAUUAAUGGAUACCGAUUUCAUACAAAAAGUCGGGAUGCCCCACGAAAGACUCAAAAUAGUGGAGUGACGCUAGCAGCAACAACAGAUAGUUUUGCUAGUUCUACGGACCAAAAUCCCAUAGAUGGAGAGGUUAUUUAUUAUGGAGUUAUUCAAGAUAUCAUUGAGAUUGAUUAUUAUGGCCAUUUUAGUGUUGUACUGUUUAGAUGUGAUUGGUUUCAUAAUGAAGUAGAUGAAUAUGGGUUAACUCGGGUAUACUUCAAUAAGUUAUGCAGUAAAAGAUGAUCCUUUUGUGUUGGCAUCACAAGUUCAUCAAGUUUUUUAUGUGGCGGAUCCAGUUGAGAAAGAUGUUUAUUAUGCAAGGAAUAAAGUCCCUGUUGAUUUGUAUGAUCUA